Molecule: messenger RNA, 3153 nt
Organism: Leucoraja erinaceus (little skate)
Lineage: Eukaryota; Metazoa; Chordata; Chondrichthyes; Rajiformes; Rajidae
Product: neurexin-2-like
Source: RefSeq, a predicted model, not a curated record
UACAAGAACAACGACUUCAAACUGGAGCUGUCAAGACUGGCGAAGGAAGGUGACUCCAAGAUGAAGGUGCACGGGGAUCUCCUGUUCAAGUGCGAGGACGUGGCAGCCUUGGACCCCGUCACCUUCGAGGCCCCUGAAGCCUUCAUCUCCCUCCCCAAGUGGAACACCAAGAAGACGGGCUCCAUCUCCUUCGACUUCUGCACCACGGAGCCCAGCGGCCUCUUGCUGUUCAGCCACGGCAAGCCGCAGCACCCGAAGGAGAACCGUGGCGAGCGGCUGCAGAAGGUGGACUACUUUGCCAUGGAGCUGCUGGAUGGUUUCCUCUUCCUCCUGCUCGACAUGGGCUCAGGAGCCAUCAAAGUCCGCGCCACCAACAAGAAGGUCAACGAUGGAGAGUGGUGUCACGUGGACUUCCAGCGAGAUGGGCGCUCAGGUUCGAUCUCGGUGAACAGCCGGCACCUGCCGUUCGUGGCUAACGGGGAGAGUGAGAUCCUGGACCUGGACAGCGCCAUGUACCUGGGUGGGCUGCCCGACAACAAGGUGGACCUGCUGUUGCCGCCGGAGCUGUGGACGGCGUUCCUCAACUACGGCUACGUGGGCUGCGUACGCGACCUGUUCAUCGACGGGCAGAGCCGUGACGUGCGGCACCUGGCCGAGCUACAGAACACCGGCGGGGUCAGCGGCUUCUGCUCCCGUGAGACCCUGAAACAGUGCGGUGCCAGGCCCUGUCGUAACGGUGGCAGCUGCCGUGAGGGAUGGAACCGCUACAUCUGUGACUGUAUUGGCACUGGCUACUUCGGCAAGAACUGCGAGGCAGAGGGCACCGUGCUGAGCUACGAUGGCAGCAUGUACCUGAAGAUCAUGAUGCCAAUCGUCAUGCACACAGAAGCUGAGGACAUCUCCCUGCGCUUCAUGUCACAGCGAGCGUACGGGCUCCUGAUGGCCACCACGUCCAAGGACUCAGCGGACACCCUGCGCUUGGAGCUGGACGGUGGCCGGGUCAAGCUGACCGUCAACCUAGACUGUGUCAGGACUAACUGUAACCCUAGCAAGGGCCCUGAGACGCUGUUCGCUGGGCAGAAGGUGAAUGACAACGAGUGGCACAGCAUCCGCGUGGUGCGGCGCGGAAAGGGCCUGCAGCUAUCCAUGGACAACAUCACCGUAGCAGGGCAGAUGGUGGGUGACCACACCAGGCUGGAGUUCCACAACAUUGAAACGGGCAUCAUGACAGAGAAACGGUUCAUCUCCAUCGUACCCUCCAACUUCAUCGGUCACUUGCAGAGCCUGAGCUUCAAUGGGAUGCCCUACAUAGACCUGUGCAAGAACGGAGACAUCAGCUACUGCGAGCUCAACGCUUUCUUUGGCAUGCGUGACAUCAUCGCGGACCCGGUGACAUUCAAGACCAAGUCGAGUUACCUGGCAUUGGCUACUCUCCAGGCUUACACCUCCAUGCACCUGUUCUUCCAGUUCAAGACCACAGCCAUCGACGGCCUCAUCCUCUACAACAGUGGUGAUGGCAAUGACUUCAUUGUGGUGGAGCUUGUCAAAGGCUACCUGCAUUACGUGUUUGACCUGGGCAACGGGCCGUCGCUGAUGAAGGGCAACUCGGACAAGCCGGUGAACGACAACCAGUGGCACAAUGUGAUGGUUUCCCGGGACUCCAAUAACGUUCACACCCUGAAGAUCGACUCACGCACGGUGACACAGCACUCCAACGGGGCCAGGAACCUCGACCUGAAAGGGGAGCUGUAUGUGGGAGGACUCAACAAGGGCAUGUUCAGCAGCCUACCCAAGCUGGUGGCCUCCCGCGAAGGUUUCCAGGGCUGCCUGGCCUCCAUCGAUCUGAACGGGCGCCUGCCCGACCUCAUCGCCGACGCCCUGCAUCGGGUGGGGCUGAUAGAGCGAGGGUGUGGAGGCCCCAGCACCACAUGCCAGGAGGAUUCAUGUGCCAACCAGGGGGCGUGCAUGCAGCAGUGGGACGGCUAUACCUGUGACUGCAGCAUGACUUCCUUCGGGGGAACCCUUUGCAACUACCCUGGCACCACCUACAUCUUUGGUCGGGGCGGGGCCCUCAUCACCUACACCUGGCCACCUAAUGACAGGCCCAGCACCAGGGCAGACCGGCUGGCCGUGGGAUUCAGCACACAGCAGGACGAUGCUAUCCUGGUCCGUGUAGACAGCGCGUCUGGUCUGGGCGACUACCUGCAGCUGCACAUCGAGCAGGGCAAGAUCCAGGUGAUCUUUAACGUUGGCACGGACGACAUUGUGAUUGAGGACAGGAACGUGGUUGUAAACGAUGGUAAAUACCACGUGGUCCGUUUCACCCGCAGUGGAGGCAACGCCACGCUCCAACUGGACAACUGGCCGGUCAAUGAGCGCUAUCCUGCAGGCCGGCAGUUGACCAUCUUCAACAGUCAGGCCUCGGUCAGGAUCGGCGGGAAGGACUAUGGCCGCCCCUUCCAGGGUCAGUUGGCCGGACUGUACUACAACGGCCUGAAGGUGCUGACCCUGGCGGCCGAGAGUGACCCCAACGUCAGGGUGGAGGGCAACCUGCGGCUGGUGGGCGAGGUGCCCUCGGUCAUUGCCACUGAGACUACGGCCACAACGCUGUUGGCGGACAUGUCUACCACCAUCAUGGAGACCACCACCACCAUGGCCACGACCACUACACGUAGAGGGAGGUCACCGACCAUGAAUGACAGGAUCACCCAGAACACAGAUGACAUUCUGGUGGCCUCAGCUGAGUGUCCUAGCGACGAUGAGGACUUACAGGAGUGUGAGCCGAGUACGGCCGGGCCCAGUGGCCCUGGGGCCCCUGGAGCUGUGGAAGUUAUCCGUGAAUCAAGCAGCACCACUGGCAUGGUGGUUGGAAUCGUAGCAGCCGCUGCUCUCUGCAUCCUCAUCCUGCUGUACGCCAUGUACAAGUAUCGCAACCGUGAUGAAGGCUCAUACCAGGUGGACCAGAGCCGGAACUACAUCAGCAACUCAGCCCAGAGCAAUGGGGCCCUGCUCAAAGACAAGCCUGCCUGUGCUGCUGCCUCUGCUGCUGCUGCCAGUGCCAACAAGACCAAGGGCAAGAGGAACAAGGACAAGGAAUAUUAUGUCUGAGGGCUCUGGCUGGCCAUGCAGGCGGGGACAGGGAGCCACACUCAC